GAUUGAUGGUGCAGGUGUGCAAUCGGCUUUCUAUGCUUGUCAUUUUCUGUUUAGUUGCUACUUGUCUGUCCUAUUGCUGUGUGGAGAUGGGGAGGGAGCAGCGUUACUAAGGCCAGUCUUGUGUCAGGAAUAAGGGAAUAACAGUAUGGUGCCUUAACGGUGGUUUGUUUACCUAGCGAAGGAAAUGACUUCGAAGAAAGAACAACUCUUAUCUACAUUUACUUGUACAAAACCUACUCUGCUAUUUUUAAAUUUUGACUUUUACUCUGGGCUUGGCAUGUAAAUAGUCUAUGUACUGAUGUGCCAUUGUUACAAAUGGAAAGGGAGUUUCACUUUGGGAACGUGAGCAUAUCCCUAGUGCUCAUGUUGUUUUUGAGGGCUCUGACUGGGACGUCUCCAACACUAAGCUUUACCUCCGGGAGAGAGCCUCAAACCGCAGCCGCUCUGGGGUCACACAGAGCCGGGGAAGAUGGAAACGAAGGGGUGUUGGUGGAACGGGGCUUGGAAAGUAUCGGCGGUCCUCUUCCGGGUGUUAUCGGAGACGUGACCGUGGAGGAUCAUGAUGAUGAGAGCGGGGCGACCGGGAACGGAGAGGAGUCGUACGGAGAAAGUGACGGAAACAUCAGACCGAAACGCUCUCUGGUGAUCAUCAGUACUCUGGACGGUCGUAUCUCAGCUCUAGACCCCUACAACCAGGGACGCAAACAGUGGGACCUCGACGUAGGGUCAGGAUGUCUGGUCUCAUCCAGCCUCAGCAAACCAGAGGUGUUUGGUAAUAAGAUGUUCAUCCCAUCAUUGGACGGAGAGUUGUUCCAGUGGAAUAGAGACAGAGAGAGCAUGGAAGCUGUUUCCUUCAGUGUUGAGUCUCUCCUGGAGUCAUCCUUUCGCAUCGGGGAAGACACGGUCCUGGUGGGGGGAAAGAGUCUCACAAGCUACGGUCUGGGAGCCUACAGCGGCAAGCUGAGGUAUAUCUGCUCAGCAGUUGGCUGUAGCCGCUGGGGGGAGGAGGAAACAGAGCCUGAGGAUGUGUUGCUGCUGCAGAGAACCCAGAAGACCGUCAGGGCCGUGCGACCACGCUCCGGCUUGGAGAAGUGGAACUUCAGCGUGGGGAGCUUUGAGCUGAGGUUUGUUCCCGACAAACAGCUGACCAGCAACUUCCUGGAGGGAGAGAUGGCGAGCGGCGAGGCCAUGUGGAAGGAGGAGCAGAGGAGCAGCGGGCAGAAGGUUAUCAUGGAGGAGACCACAGACAACCACAGACACGCCACCACAGACACGCACCCUGACACACCUGGGUCUGGGACACCAGACCUAGUCAUCAAGGUGUCUGUUCCUGACUGGAAGGUGAUGGCCUUCAGCACCCAGCCUGGAGGACAGCUGGUCUGGGAACAGCAGUUCUGCACGCCCAUAGCCUCUGCCUGGUUGGUUGGAGGGGGGAAGGUAACGCCCAUUAGCCUGUUUGAUGACACGCCCUACAGCAGUCGUCCUGACAUGGAGGAGCAGCAGGAGGAGGAGGACAUUAUGGAGGCGGCUCGGGGAGCUACUGAGUCCAGCGUAUACCUGGGUAUGUAUCAGGGCCAGCUGUACCUGCAGUCGUCCGUCAAGAUCUCAGAAAGGUUCCCAUCUAAAGCCCUGAACGGGCCCGGUCCGGACCCGUACACCGUCCCGACCAUCCGAUGGAAACCUCUCAUACAUUCCCCAUCUCGGACUCCUGUUCUGGUUGGUUCUGAUGAGUUUGACAAAUGUCUGAACAACGACAAGUUCUCUCAUGAAGAAUACAGCAACGGAGCUCUGUCAGUCCUGCAGUACCCGUAUGACAACGGGUACUACUACCAAUACAGUAAGCGUUACCGUGGGCGACGCGGCGUGGCGGAGGUGUCUCUGCUGAAGGACGGUGGUGCAGCGGUGGAGAGGAGGAGGAAGGAUCCGGUCCUGUUACUACCCUGGUGGAAAGAGAUUCUAGGGACCAUGGUGUUCUGUAUCGCCGCUACCACCUAUAUAGUCAGGAAGUUCUUCCAACCCCCCGCCGCGGUGGAGUGCAUACGGCAACGCAAGGAGUCGGAGACUCAGUGUCAGACAGACAGCAAGUAUGACCUUGAGGUGGCCGAACCCAAAGAGACGGUUGUCAUGGAGACCCGCCCCAGUGAAUAUGUAUCCAGGUACCUGACAGACUUUGAGCCGGUACAGUGUCUGGGUCGAGGAGGGUUUGGUGUCGUGUUUGAGGCUCGGAACCAGGUGGACGACUGCAACUAUGCUAUCAAGAGGAUCCGCCUUCCCAACAGAGAGCUGGCCAGGGAGAAGGUGAUGAGAGAGGUGAAGGCUCUGGCCAAGCUGGAACACCCAGGGAUCAUCCGUUACUUCAACGCCUGGCAGGAGAGCCCUCCAGAGGGCUGGCAGGAGGGACAGGACCAGCGCUGGCUGGAGGAGAGCACUACCGACUGGCCUCUGAGCUCCCCCGACCACAUGGAGGUGCUGUCUGUCAAAGUGCCCAUCUCGUCUGUCUCCAGCCCUGUGAGUUCUGCGUCAGGGCUGGGCGGGGCCUUCAUGACUGACCACGACCAAUCCAUGCUCUCCAGAUCCGCAGGCGGGGCCAUGGGAUUUGGCUGUGGGGUUAUGGACUUCAGAGUUGGGACUGACAUCCCCUUCCCCCUGCUGAUUGGUCAGGACAGUAUGAUGUCAGAGCUGGAUAGCCAACCAGACGCAGAGGCCUCGACUUCAGACACUCCCCACUCCUUUGAGCUAUGCCCCCCCCGCGGCCCCAGCGACUGCACCUCGUCCUCCUUUGACAUCGUGUUCGAGGACUCGGGCUGCGACCGUGACGCCGACCCUGACCCUGAGGUCAUGAUCCCCUCAGAAGCCUCUGGAUUGGCCAGUACCCCACUCACUGAGAAGGCUAGCUCCUCCUCCUCCCACACCAGAAGAACCGACCCUUUCCCCGUACCCGUCCCACCCUCCUCCCCCUCCAUCCCUCCCUCCUCCUCCUCUCCUCCACGCCCCACCUCCCUCUGCCUGGCCCCAAGCCCCCCGGACCCCCCAACUCUGCGGCCCCAGCCCUCUCCUAAAGUCUACCUGUACAUUCAGAUGCAGCUGUGUCGUAAAGACACCUUGAAGGAUUGGAUGUCUCAGAGAUGUCUGCCUGAACACAGGGAACAUUCUCAGUGUCUGGGCAUAUUUCUGCAGAUCUCUGAAGCCGUUCACUUCCUCCACAGCAAAGGCCUGAUGCACAGAGACCUCAAGCCCUCCAAUAUCUUCUUCACAGUAGAUGAUGUGGUGAAGGUUGGAGACUUUGGUCUGGUGACAGCCAUGGACCAGGAAGAGGAUGAAGAUGAUUCAGGCCCCCUAACUCCCAUGCCCAGCUACGCCCGUCACACUGGACAAGUCGGCACCAAACUAUACAUGAGCCCAGAGCAGUUGUCUGGUGACUUGUACUCUCACAAAGUGGACAUCUACUCUCUGGGUCUCAUCCUGUUUGAGCUGCUCUGUCCCUUCAGGACACAGAUGGAGAGAGUCAGGACUCUGACUGAAGUCCGAGGGCUGCAGUUUCCUGCUGUCUUCUCCAAGAACAACGUCCAGGAGCUGGGCAUGGUCCGUAGCAUGUUGUCCCUUAGCCCGGCGGAGCGUCCUGAGGCUGCUGACAUCACGGAGGAGCCUCUGUUUCAGGAACUGGAAGUGCCGUGUCGCCUGGCGGUCCGACAACGAUCCCGGACAUACAGCGCCUCGUCAGCCGGAUGGCCUGCACGCACCUCUAUAGCCUCUUCCUGAACACACACACACGCAACACACACACACACGCAACACACACACACGCAACACACGCACACGCAACACACGCACACGCAACACACACACACGCAACACACACGCAACACACACACACGCAACACACACACACAACACGCAACACACACACACGCAACACACACACACACACGCAACACACACACACGCACGCAACACACACGCAACACACACACACACGCAACACACACGCAACACACACGCAACACACACACAACACACACACACACGCAACACACACACACACGCAACACGCAACACACACGCAACACGCAACACACGCGCGCAACACACACACAUGCCAGUCACCCCUGUUCCCCCAUUCUCAGUCUAAUGCCAGACAGAACCUCCUCCCUCACACACCACCAAAGAGACCCUGUUGGACAUCUCUCUCACAUCAUUCCUACAGUAACCCUACUACAGUAACUGUACUCUCACACAGUGUUUGUUCAUUCAAUCUCUCCCUCCUGCUGAGCCCUGCUGAACCCUGUACCUUAUCAACCAUAUCUAAAUGACACCUUGUUCUAACAUGAACUGUCCUUAACAACUGGUAACUAGUACUGAACUAGUACUGAGAACUGGAGCCAGAGACAGACAUGCCUGACUUGGGAGAAAAACCUUUUCCUGCUAGUUCUCUUUAAGAUGAUUUAAACGUAUUGCUUUCGGCCUUAGGAGGUUUGUGAGGUGUUAACUGCCUUGGUGUUUGUGAAUGCAACAGAGACCUGCCCUGCCUUGGACCAGGAGACCUGCCCUCCGCUAGAAUGAAUUAAUGAAUGGUGCUGGGGAAUGUUUCUACAUGGGGAUCACAGGGCUAAGAAUUCCUCAAGCUUUCUUUUUUGUUUGUUGUAAAUGUAGAAAGUCAACUCUGUUUAAGUUGCUAGCCAGAGCAGGACAAUGAUUUUCCAAAAUGUUCUCCCUGCCAAUGUUGUAAAUAAGUAAACAAAAAAACAAGUCAAAUGAUUGUAUGCUGUUAAAGAUGCGGUGUGGUCACACCUGUGUGUAUAUACUGACUGUAAUAUGGUCCCAUUGCUUUGUAAAUGGCACUGACAGGAUGAAGCAUUAUGAUAUCCGAUGAAGGGAGAGAGAGGAUAGCUGCACCUGCUCUGGUCUCUGAAGCCCGGAGGAUACUGUGUCAUAGACAUUGUUCUUUCUAUCUAAGAAAUAGAAGGGAGAGUGGUUGUAUUUCUAAGUUAACUGUCACCUAGGGGCCCGAUUCAGUCCGAUCACGUUUGGUCCUCUCUGCACGUUUUAAAGGCAAUAUUCCCAUGUUUGCGUAGACCCACAUUCACGGAAAACGCUCCGUAUGUUUUGUUUUUUCACCUUUUAUUUAACCAGGUCGGCCAGUUCAGGUUCUCAUUUACAUGUUGUCAUCUCAUGUUGGCUUGAUUAGAACCUGCCUUUAAAUGUCAAUUGCUCUAUAAGGUGGCUCUUCCUCGGUCUGUAUUUCAUUUAGGCCCUGAACAAGAAUGAACUGAUUCUAAGUUGAGGAGGACCUCCCAGUAACAUGUUGGACCUUUCAUUAUGUGAUAAACACCACCUUUUCUCCUCUGGACAGGAGAGCAGUGCUUUAGAAAAGUCUUAUCAAGUCCUUGUUACUCUUAUCACCGAUAAGUGUAAUGUACUAUAAUUAUUGUUUUAUCAAUUGUACUUUUUCUAAUGAUUUUUGAAAGGCUUUUUUCAUGUAAUCCUGCAAGCUUUUUUGAUUACUGUACAGUUUUUGAUUACUGUAAACUUUGACUGGAGAAGCUGAUAAAUUUACAGCAGAGAUCUGGUUCUGUUGAGUAGAGAUGAGAGAGGAGAGUCUGCUGAGGUAGAGCUGGUUCUGUUGAGUAGAGAUGAGAGAGGAGAGUCUGCUGAUGUAGAGCUGGUUCUGUUGAGUAGAGAUGAGAGAGAAGAGUCUGAUGUAGAGCUGGUUCUGUUGAGUAGAGAUGAGAGAGGAGAGUCUGCUGAUGUAGAGCUGGUUCUGUUGAGUAGAGAUGAGAGAGGAGAGUCUGCUGAGGUAGAGCUGGUUCUGUUGAGUAGAGAUGAGAGAGGAGAGUCUGCUGAUGUAGAUCUGGUUCUGUUGAGUAGAGAUGAGAGAGGAGAGUCUGCUGAUGUAGAGCUGGUUCUGUUGAGUAGUAAUGAGAGAGGAGAGUCUGCUGAUGUAGAGCUGGUUCUGUUGAGUAGAGAUGAGAGAGGAGAGUCUGAUGUAGAGCUGGUUCUGUUGAGUAGUAAUGAGAGAGGAGAGUCUGCUGAUGUAGAGCUGGUUCUGUUGAGUAGAGAUGAGAGAGGAGAGUCUGAUGUAGAGCUGGUUCUGUUGAGUAGAGAUGAGAGAGGAGAGUCUGCUGAUGUAGAGCUGGUUCUGUUGAGUAGUAAUGAGAGAGGAGAGUCUGCUGAUGUAGAGCUGGUUCUGUUGAGUAGAGAUGAGAGAGGAGAGUCUGAUGUAGAGCUGGUUCUGUUGAGUAGAGAUGAGAGAGGAGAGUCUGCUGAUGUAGAGCUGGUUCUGUUGAGUAGAGAUGAGAGAGGAGAGUCUGCUGAGGUAGAGCUGGUUCUGUUGAGUAGAGAUGAGAGAGGAGAGUCUGAGGUAGAGCUGGUUCUGUUGAGUAGAGAUGAGAGAGGAGAGUCUGCUGAGGUUUGGUCAAAAUGAAAUCACUUAUUUUAGAUUUUUUUUAUAACCCAAACUGGGUUGAACCAAAUGGAACCAAUAAGGCUGAAACAACAGGGAGGGACCUCGCUGAACUUGUCCAAUAAAAAAAACGAUGGUUUUCCAUUGCAAAAUGUUUUGCUACGGUGUGCACUAAUGAAUACACCCCUGGUUUAAAUGUUCAGACUAGAUCUUAGUUUAUAACCUUUUCCCUAUGACCUACUGUAUCCGAGUCCCAGCAAAGAGGGUUGUUUUAUUUGUAUUCAUGUUUUAUGGACUAUAUGAAGGAAUUAACGUUCUCUGACUUUGCCUUCAAACUCUGAGAACAACUGCAGCAAGUACCGAAAUUGUAUUUCUGUCUGUCUGCAAUCAAUAGUAUCUCAGACCUUCAGAUAAUACUGUCAUCUCUGCUUUUAGUCCUAGAAGUUAUAAAUGACAACUAUAGUUGAAUUAGUUUAUAAGAUAGUUAUCUAACGGAUGUUACGUUUUUCUGUCUCUUCCUCCCUCCUCUCUUCUUCUCUCCUCUCUUCUUCUCUCUUCUUCUCUCUUCUUCUCUCCUCUGUUCUUCUCUCUUCCUCUCUUCUUCUCUCUUCUUCUUCUCUCUUCCUCCCUCCUUCUCUCUUCUUCUCUCCUCUCUUCUUCUCUCUUCUUCUCUCCUCUUCUUCUCUACUCUUCUUCUCUCUUCCUCCCUCCUUCUCUCUUCUUCUCUCCUCUCUUCUUCUCUCUUCUUCUCUUCUCUCUUCCUCCCUCCUCUUCUCUUCUUCUCUCCUCUCUUCUCUCUUCCUCCCUCCUCCUCUCUUCUUCUCUCCUCUCUUCUCUCUUCCUCCCUCCUCUCUUCUUCUCUCCUCUUCUUCUCUCCUCUCUUCUUCUCUCUUCUUCUCUCCUCUCUUCUUCUCUCUUCCUCCCUCCUUCUCUCUUCUUCUCUCCUCUCUUCUUCUCUCUUCUUCUCUUCUCUCUUCCUCCCUCCUCCUCUCUUCUUCUCUCCUCUCUUCUUCUCUCUUCCUCCCUCCUCCUCUCUUCUUCUCUCCUCUCUUCUCUCUUCCUCCCUCCUCCUCUCUUCUUCUCUCCUCUCUUCUUCUCUCCUCUCUUCUCUCUUCCUCCCUCCUUCUCUCUUCUUCUCUCCUCUCUUCUUCUCUCUUCUUUCCCUGGAUGUCUGGUUCUGCACCUCUCCCUUGACCCGUAGUUAAAUCUAUCUGUCCAUCUGAUCUGGUAAUGAUGUAAAUAUGUUUAUUUUGUUUUAUUUAUGUUUAAUGCCGAAAUCAAUCAGUUUUGGGUUGGUGGUACAUAUAUAUAUAUAUAUAUAUAAAUAUAUGAUGAAUGCACUUCGUCCCAUGAAGUGCAUUGAAAUAUGGUGACUUCUUCCAAGUCUUACAUUUAAUAAACACUUCUAUUACAUUUGUAAA
Messenger RNA from Oncorhynchus masou masou (cherry salmon), 7821 nucleotides. RefSeq names its product eukaryotic translation initiation factor 2-alpha kinase 3 (gene eif2ak3). Gene Ontology annotation, molecular function: ATP binding; eukaryotic translation initiation factor 2alpha kinase activity; protein binding. Lineage: Eukaryota; Metazoa; Chordata; Actinopteri; Salmoniformes; Salmonidae. Gene Ontology annotation, cellular component: nucleus; cytoplasm. The record is from RefSeq and is a predicted model, not a curated record. Gene Ontology annotation, biological process: protein phosphorylation.